UCGAUAAGAAAGAUAUUUCCGAAAUGAGAGUGAGCGAAGGAAUGCAGAAAACUCCAUUUCCCGCUAUGCCGCUACUGCUUCUGCUUCGAGCUUUCAACUUGUAAACCAAAACCAAACUCGUAUUCGCAUUCGCAUUCGCAUUCGCUUCCAAUGGCCGCUCUCACCUCUCUCUCCCUCUCUCUCCGCCCUCUCUCUCUCCGCCUCAAGCCAACCGCGACCCUCUCCGCCGCACUCCCAGGAAGCACCGAUGGAGCCAAAACCAAAGCGCCGCGGAGAAGAGCGGGGCGAAUAGAAGGACCUAGAAAGAGCAUGGAGGACUCCGUUCAGCGCAAGAUGGAGCAGUUCUACGAAGGCUCCGACGGGCCUCCGCUUCGCGUUCUCCCUAUCGGCGGUUUGGGGGAGAUUGGGAUGAAUUGCAUGCUCGUCGGGAACCAUGACCGUUAUAUCCUCAUUGACGCUGGUGUCAUGUUUCCAGACUAUGAUGAACUUGGAGUUCAGAAGAUUAUACCUGAUACGACUUUUAUAAGGAAGUGGAGCCACAAGAUUGAAGCUCUCGUCAUAACACAUGGUCAUGAAGAUCAUAUUGGUGCGUUGCCUUGGGUCAUCCCAGCAUUGGAUUCCAAUACACCAAUUUUUGCAUCAUCCUUUACAAUGGAGCUUAUUAGAAAACGUUUGAAGGAACAUGGUAUUUUUGUUCCAUCUAGGCUCAAAGUAUUUAGAACCAGGAAAAAGUUUGUGGCUGGGCCAUUUGAGAUAGAACCUAUAAGGGUGACCCAUUCCAUUCCUGAUUGUUGUGGACUAGUUCUUCGUUGUUCUGAUGGUACAAUUCUUCACACUGGGGACUGGAAGAUUGAUGAGACACCACUAGAUGGGAAAGUUUUUGAUCGUGAAGCUUUAGAGGAACUCUCUAAAGAAGGAGUAACAUUGAUGAUGAGUGAUUCAACAAAUAUACUCUCACCUGGUAGGACAACCAGUGAAUCUGUUGUAGCAGAUGCAUUAUUGAGACAUAUUUCAGCUUCUAAAGGAAGGGUCAUUACUACUCAAUUUGCGUCAAAUUUACAUCGGCUUGGAAGUGUGAAAGCUGCUGCUGAUUUAACUGGCAGAAAGUUGGUAUUUGUUGGCAUGUCUUUAAGGACGUAUUUAGAUGCAGCUUGGAAGGAUGGAAAGGCUCCAAUUGAUCCAUCCACUCUGGUGAAAGCAGAGGAUAUUGAUGCUUAUGCUCCAAAGGAUCUGCUAAUUGUAACCACAGGUUCUCAAGCAGAACCACGUGCUGCCUUGAACCUUGCAUCUUACGGAAGUAGUCAUGCUUUCAAACUAACCAAGGAAGAUGUCGUUUUGUAUUCAGCUAAGGUUAUCCCUGGUAAUGAGUCUCGUGUGAUGGAAAUGCUAAACCGCAUAUCAGAGAUUGGAUCAACGAUAGUUAUGGGAAAAAAUGAAAAUCUGCACACAUCUGGUCAUGCAUAUCGUGGAGAAUUGGAAGAAGUACUUAGAAUAGUGAAGCCACAACAUUUUCUUCCCAUCCAUGGAGAGCUUUUGUUCCUGAAGGAACAUGAGUUACUUGGAAAAUCAACUGGAAUUCGGCACACUGCUGUUAUUAAGAAUGGGGAGAUGCUUGGUGUUUCACAUUUGAGAAAUAGAAGAAUCCUUUCUAAUGGUUUCAUUUCCCUUGGAAAAGAGAAUUUACAGUUGAAAUAUAGUGAUGGCGAUAGAGCAUUUGGUACAUCUAGUGAACUCUUCAUUGAUGAAAGAUUGAGAAUCGCAUUAGAUGGCAUCAUUGUCAUUAGCAUGGAAAUAUUUCGCCCUAAAAUUUUAGAUAGUUUGACUGAGAACACGUUAAAAGGGAAGAUAAGGAUUACCACAAGAUGCUUAUGGCUUGAUAAAGGGAAGCUGAUGGAUGCACUCUACAAAGCUGCCCGUGCAGCUCUUUCAAGCUGCCCUGUAAAGAGUCCACUGGCUCACAUCGAAAGAACUGUGUCUGAGGUAUUGAGGAAGAUGGUGAGGAAAUACAGUGGUAAACGACCUGAAGUUAUUGCCAUUGCCAUAGAAAACCCUUCAGGCAUUCUUGCUGAUGAGAUGAACACAAAAUUGUCUGGCAAAAAAGCCCAUGUGGGUCUUGGAAUAUCAUCAGUAAGAAAAGCAGUGGAUGAGCAUGAGAAGGGAAAUCCGUCCACCACACUGCAAGCUAGAGAUGAUAGUAUUGAUAAUGCAAGUGUAGCUGAGCGUGAUUUAUCUGAGGGAGACAACUCUGCAAGUGGAGCUGAGGGUGAUUUAUCUCAGUCAGAGGAAUCAGAAGAAUUUUGGAAACCAUUCGUUACAUCGUUGCCAAUUGAGGAGUCAAUUGGUGCUGACAGUGGUUAUGUUUCACAAAAGGAGCAUAAAUCCAAUUUGAAGAAAGAUGAUUCUAAAGACAUGGAUGAAGCCAAGUAUGAAGAAACAUGUAAUUCUGAACCCAAGUCUUCAAAAUCAGUAAAGAGAAACAAAUGGAAAACUGAAGAAAUUAAGAAGCUGAUUGGUAUGCGUGGGGAACUACGUGACAGAUUUCAAGUUGUGAAGGGAAGGAUGGCCCUCUGGGAAGAGAUAUCUCAAAAAUUGUUGGCUGAUGGGAUCAGCAGAAGUCCUGGACAAUGCAAAUCUCUGUGGACAUCUUUGGCACUGAAAUAUGAGGGGAUCAAGAAAGAGAAGGAUGGUGAGAAAAGUUGGCAGUAUUUUGAGGACAUGGAAAGGAUAAUGUCUGAUAAAGAAAUCCCUGCAGCAAAAUGAUUGGAAAUAUGAUGGGCACUGGAUAGGAUAAGAUAUUUUGGAGAGCUCUCUACAUUAAAAUUGUUGAUUAGUUUCAUCACUUGCGGGACAUUGAAGAUCCAUAGUUUUUUGAGGGGUGAGGGAUAGAUUAUAUUAAAGGGGUUGGCUUUCAUAUUAACACGGGAAUAUCUAGGUUUAGGGGACUAUUUAUUCCCCACCUCAAAUACCUGUUCCCUUUUUUAUUUUUAUUUUUAUUUAUUACAUUUGUCUAAAUAUAUUGCAUAAUUAUUUAUUUUUGUUUGUGGCACAUAUCGGGUGCCUAAGCAACCAUGGAAAUGUCUACAGCAUUUUGGCCAUAAGCAUUGAAUAAUGAAAAGAAAGCUUUGAUGCUUUUACUUGCCA
This is a messenger RNA of Cajanus cajan (pigeon pea), 3141 nucleotides long. RefSeq names its product ribonuclease J. The record is from RefSeq and is a predicted model, not a curated record. Lineage: Eukaryota; Viridiplantae; Streptophyta; Magnoliopsida; Fabales; Fabaceae.